GUGUGCAAGGCACCUUUUCAUGAAAAGAGAUUGUGUUUCCGAAGUGGGAAUGGAGGUGUGUUCUCUUGUUAGUGUUUGCGCUUGACGGUGCAAGCUUUUUUUUUAUUGCAUCUUCACACAGUCCUAGUAUAGUAGUUCAGGAGAACGUUGUUGAUUGCUUUGCACAGGCCCAGUCAGUGACAGUGUCUUUGAACAAUUAUGUCCUGAUGAUGCAUCACGCUGUGGGAUAGCUGAUUAAUUCAAGUCAUUUCCACAUAUCACCUAAGUCCUUGAUGAUUUCGUCAUCCUUCGGUCUAAAAUAAUUGUUGAUCAGGCAGCAGAGGAUUGGCAGAUGAAAUGCCUGGGGUGUCCAAGACAACUGGAUAGAUUUGGUUGGCUGGGAAAGUCUCUAGCUCUUACUCCUCUCUUUCUGGAUUUGUGGCUGCAAAUAAUGUUGCUACGAAUCGACGUGGCGCUACUUUUGCCGAAUCAGUGAGUAACCCUUGCGCUAUAAUUUGGAGGACGUUCAGAGAGUGCUAUCCAGGAUGAAGUUUGAUCAGAAGGUGUUGACGUGGAUGGCAAACCAAGCUUGCCCAUGUGACAAGGAGGCUUGCCUGUGGAUGCUGGAAAAAGGAUUUUUCCGUUCAGCCGAGUACAUUCAGCGUUGGUGUCGGCUAAAAGGGAAUGUCUUCCUGUACUUGAAGUCGGCGUCCGAGAUGUCUGAAGGCAUGGGUGCCAUCAUCCUCGAGGGAUGCAGUAUUGAGCGGGAGCAUCUGUCUGGACGGAAGCACGCUAUUCGGAUCGCGAAUGAGACGUCUGGAGAGGAGUUCUUUCUCGCCGCUCACUCGGAAAGAGAGGCGUCUGAUUGGGUUACGUCGUUGCGCAAGGCGAGUUUUGGCGGGCAACGUUCAAUCCUGGCAGAGCUGCGUGAUCGCUACAUGAAGCUGACUGGAGAGGAUCCACUUCCAUCAUCUGUGAUGCUUCAACUGGAACCUGGACAAUGGCAGGAGGAAGUUCCGCAAACCCCGUCACCAGAUCCUGAUGAUGCUGAAGUUAUACUGGAGCUAACAGUUGGUUGCACAGGGCUGUCGAGCCCCGAGGAGCGUGAAGGUGCUACGCCCACUACUUACAUUGUAACUGAGAUCAUGACGCCGCCGCUAGUCGACUGGGUCAACUACUCACAGACAGAAAUCUGCCAGAGUUCCAGUGAUCCAGUCUACUUCUCCACUAUCAUCCUGCGCUCCACCAGUGUAGCAAUGUCGUCACGCGUUCGCCUGACCGUCUUCCACGUGGAGUCAACUUCCUCGCCGUCAGUGCUGGACGACAGUGAGGACGUGAGUGCGGAGGACGUCGCUUGCCUGGACGGGGGCGAGGACGCCGAGGAUAUGAACGGAAAGCCGGCACAGGAUGACAACAGAGUGAUUUGGGCCCUCGGUGAGGCCUGCACCACCGUAGGAGCUGUCAUCAACAACUCUGCGCCUCUUCUCGUUCUACCCGUGAGGCCUAGCACAGCGGGUGACCGGCAGUUCAAUUCCGGUGGUGAAGUGUGCUUACAACGCUGGCGGGACGACAACCCUGGCCGCCCGUCCUCACACUAUCCCCGUGCCAGCGGCAGCAUUUCGCAGGAGCGCCUGACGGAGGACAAGCAGCAGCAUCGGCUGCGGUCGCACAGCGUCAGCCACGACAGCAAAGGCUGGGCUGCCGUGAGCAACAUUGAGAGAGCUACUUUCCGUUUUCCAUGCAUACAAUUGGACAGGUCUAUCAAGGCAGUGGAGUUGAUGGGAGAGAGCAUGUACACGUGGACGGUACCUAUACAGCUGCUGCGGAUAUUUAUCGACGAAGAUCGCAGUCUCAUGUUACAACUGUUGGACCUUAGAAAGCUGAGUAGCGCCUGGUCUGGCCAAUGCGAGGCGUUCAAAGCCGACCUGCAGGAGACGAUCACCUAUUACACUGACCUGAUCAAUCGACUGGAGCUGCUGCUAGGCAAGGGGGAGAUGACGUUCAAGCCGAGCCGACUGAAAAGCGAGCAGCGUCUGGAGUUCGUCGCCACCAACCUGCACGUGCAGCGCAUCCGCCUGAAGAUGGGUGACUCGGUGCUGUCCACGCUCUCGCGUACCCACCACUUGCCGUCGGCGGGGGAGGGUCUCGGCAGCUCGGUAUCCUACAGGAAGAAUCCGAUUGGCAGCCCGGUGUCGCCUGCAAUGUCACACGAAGAGAUGUUUGGUAUGUCACUACCAGGACCUGCGGCAGCACCGGUCGGCAUCAAGGUCAUGCGGCCGGGCUCGUCUGUGGAGAUGUCGGCAGUUAUUGACACUGCACCGGUAACUCCUCGGAAGAGGCAAGGCAUGUGGGAAGUGAUAACCGUCGGAGCCCCUGCAGCGCACUCUCUCAAGUUCCGGAGCGGUGGACUUCGCCGCUUGCUACAACCCUUCGGCGUCACCUCUCAUAACAUGCCGAAUGCAGCUCCCGCCUCUGUUGGCGCUGCAAGUAACGAGCCUCGCUCUAACGUUGUCAACUGUCGAGAGGAGCAGCACCACGCGUCUCGGCAAAUCCGGACGUUACAGGAGGCAUUCUCUGGUGCUGAAGAUCUUCUUCGAGAGGCUGUACAGUCAAAGGACCACGACACGCUGAGGAUGGCCAUGGUGAAAAUGGAGGAGAAGAUAUCGGAGCUAGUGCAGGUUUGCAAGGCAGGUAGUCUGCAUGAGUGUGUGUAUAACCUGUCACGCGCUACCGAGAAGGAUACCAGAGAGGGCUUUGCCGCCAUCAAUCCAGAAUGGGUGUGGAAUGGAAAGGAGUUUGUCAAGUCUGCAACAUCUUCUACGGAUGUAACCAUGUCGUGUCAGAAUGUGCAACAGCACUCGCUGUGCCUCGCCACCAAAGUCGACGCCAUUGUGAAUCACGACAACGAAUUCAGUGAAGUCAUGCAGAAUGACAUUGAGAACUGUAUAUGCAACCUGUCGACAUCCCUGGCAGCCAUGUUCCAACAGUUACAGGCCGCCUUGACGUUCUCAUUGCUCAAGGAGUACGUCGGUUGUCCUAACAUUGUUACUGGUGUCGGUGGCAUUCGCCAUCGGAGAGACCUGUGCUUUUCACAAGCACUGACCAGUAUCAUCACUGCAUUCAUCAGUCACCUGGAAGUGAGCAGCUCGUCUACGCUGACAGUGAUUGGCACUCAGCUAGCACACAUCGGUCUGCUUGUGCACUGGGAGAGCUUACUCAGCACGUUUAGUGAUGAGCUGGGCAUGCUGGAAGACAUGAUAACCGCACUCGAUGAUCUUCAGGUUGUGCAGUUACGGUUUGAACUGAUGCCGGACGACGUAGAAACACCAGCACCGCGGAUAUCGGGAGUCCGCAGCACCAUCGACGUGGCCGUGCCGCUGAGGAAGACCGUGUUUGCGCGCAUGCCGUCGGAACUGCGAAAUGGCCAGUCGUUUGGCAUUCACGUCGUCCUGUUCACGCAGGGCAUCAAUGAAAAGCAGCUGCUUGCCGACCUUGGUAUCAAGGGAGGUGACGCACAACUGCAAGACUCUGUCAAUCUAACCAGCUAUGGCAAGCUGCUCCGCUUUUUCGAGAAGCACCAGGAGGUCUUCUGUAUGGCAAACAAGGAGACCCAGAGCAAUAUUGUAGAAGUACGUCAUCUGCUGGAUGAGCUGCGGCAUACUGUACUUGCUAAGCAGCCGCGUAACAUUGAUAUUCUGACACUGAGUGGGCGGAUCUGUCGUGUAAUGCACGGUCUGCGGUUAACCAGCUGCAAGAGUGGCAAGGAUCGGACUGCAAUGUCCUGUACGCUGGAGGAAGUCAUGCUCAUGAAGAAGGAGCUGUGCCUAGCGCCAGACAACUUUGAGCAAGCGCUGGACGUCAUCAGACGGCGAGGGACACGGCUGAUUAACACGUACAAGAAUAUUGGCGAGCGUCGCUACGCGUUCAGCCACAUGCAGCUCAAAGUCUUUCCAAAGUACUUCCGACCGCCAGAGGGUACGUUUGGUAGCAAUGCCACGUGACACGGAUAUCUCUCUCUCUCUCUCUCCCUCUCUCUCUCUCCCUCUCUCUCUCUCUCUCUCUCUCUCUCUCUCUCUCUCUCUCUCUCGCUCUCUAUCUAUCUCUCUCUCUCUCUCUCUCUCUCUCUCUCUCUCUCUCUCUCCGCUCGCUUGCACAUAGCUCUAUUUUGCUAAUGCUGCCAUGAAAUUGCUGGUACAAUUGCACCCGUUUGCUGAAUGCUGGUUAAGCUUCUUGAGCUGAUUUCUUACCCAAUGUUCCUGUUAGUAUAAGUAUUUACAGAUCAAACACAGGCCAUAUACUCACUGGGCAUGCUGAUAGAUAAUGCAGACGUUGACCCGUUCCGACCGGCUUAUGUUUUGCCAGGCUGAAGACGCACGCACACUCAAACGUACACACGCUCGCACGUACACACGCACACACACGCACGCACGCUCACACACAAUUCCAGUUGUAAAUCGGUCGAAAUUUUAAUUUUUUUAAAUGACAUCCUCUUACCCUAGGUAGUCUAGAUCAAUAGUCUCAGUGCAGCACCGCUCUGAGUGGCACAUUGCUUGUUGAAAGCUGUACUACCAUGUCCAUCCGAGCCUAUUUACAAGAACUACAUGACAUGAAGAUGCCAUUUUGGCAAUCUGUUUUUGCUGCUGGUCAAUGAGAGUGGCUUGAGUCUAUGAAAGCUAGUUAUUAUGAUCAACUUGCCUUUUGCGGGAGAAUUUCCACCCUCCAAGCUUGGCAUAUGUUAUCAGAUUGCACCUUGAGUGCAUUUUGUAAUAGAUUUUUAGGCUCUGUUAUAGCCUGCAAGUAGGUGCUUUAAUUCUA
Sycon ciliatum is the source of this 4794-nucleotide messenger RNA. RefSeq names its product inositol polyphosphate-4-phosphatase type I A-like. The record is from RefSeq and is a predicted model, not a curated record. The transcript has 35 exons. Gene Ontology annotation, molecular function: phosphatidylinositol-3,4-bisphosphate 4-phosphatase activity. Bases 525 to 3980 code for a protein of 1151 amino acids. Gene Ontology annotation, cellular component: cytoplasm. NCBI's taxonomy places the organism in Eukaryota, Metazoa, Porifera, Calcarea, Leucosolenida, Sycettidae.